Molecule: messenger RNA, 4794 nt
Organism: Oncorhynchus gorbuscha (pink salmon)
Lineage: Eukaryota; Metazoa; Chordata; Actinopteri; Salmoniformes; Salmonidae
Product: tyrosine-protein phosphatase non-receptor type 5-like
Biological process (GO): protein dephosphorylation
Molecular function (GO): protein tyrosine phosphatase activity
Source: RefSeq, a predicted model, not a curated record
GAGAGAGAGAGAGAGAGAGAGAGAGAGAGAGAGAGAGAGAGAGAGAGAGAGAGAGAGAGAGCGAGAGGAGGGUGGAGGUUAGCUGAGAGGGAGAUUGAUUGAUAGUUUACUUGUUUACCUUCCAACUCCAUCCUCCUCUCAUCACAUCCCAGUUGGGGACUGGACUGAUUCUAUCACACAACAUGGCCGACAACUGGUGGUUGCCACGGGAUACAGGAUUUGACCUGAUCAUGUGAUCUGACUUCAUUCCAGUAGACCUUUCAUAGAUCAUGGCACCCAUCAUAUGACUGUAUUGCCUCAGGGGGAUCAUGAACAGACGUCUGAGCAGCUCGACCCGUUCCCAGACGGAGGACUCCAUCUUCCUAAAGCCAGAUGAAGACCCCAUGUGGCUGGACGACCUCCCAACGACAGACAACAAAUUCUCUCAACCAGGGGAUGGCCCCCCAAGCCCUGAUGCAAACCCAGGACGGGGGAACAGCCCCCCAAAGGACCCAGAGAUACUGUGGAGGGACACGUUUUACAUAGUCAUCAUGGGGAUGCACUGGUGUGCCGUGCUCUGCACCAUUUCCCAAAUCACGGGUUAUUGGGUCUUCUUUAUGGUGGAUGGUAACGAGUUGUUCCCAGCCUUCUACAAAGCCUUGCAGCUUUUAGACUUCUACCUGGGUGUCCUUCUAUCAUUCAACCCUGUGUUUGGAGUGGACUCUGUGUGCGUGUUGGUGGAGAUGGAGAAGACCAAGAACUACUGGCUUCUCCACGCCACCGAAGGCAUCGGCAUGGCUGUCAUUAUCUUCAUGAUCUACCGCAUUGUGUGUAAGUUGGGGUACGGUGAAGCGUGGUGGCCCACGACGGUGGUGACUAACCACGGGGACAGACGUCAGUCAGUGAGUCGCCAGCCUUCCUUCACCCUGUCAGAGUGGACAGAUGCCCAGGAGGACCUGAUGGACCUAGAAGCUGAACCCCAGACACCUGUCUUUGACCUGGGUCUGGACACCAGGACGGAGGGGGACAUCACCACCCUCUCUGUUACACCUGUGGGCCUGCAAGAGAGGAGGGGCUCCAACGUGUCCCUGACCCUGGACAUGUGUUCUCCUGGCUGUACGGAGCCCUAUGGCUACGGUGCCCAGCUCUCCCCCAGAGACCAGACUGCCAAGGAGUACCUGAGAGAGGGAACAAACGCACUCAGCCCUGCCCAGCUACACACACGCGCUAUGGACGACCAAGCCCUACAGGCAGAGUUCUAUGAAACUCCCAUGAACUUUGUGGACCCAAAGGAGUACAACUACCCAGGGCUGGUGAGGAAGAACCGCUACAAGACCAUCCUGCCCAACACACACAGUAGAGUGAUCCUCCAGACAGCAGAUGAAGAUGAAUUCCUCAGGACCUACAUCAAUGCUAACUACCUACAGGGUUACGGGGGUGAGGAGCGGGCGUACAUCGCUACCCAAGGUCCUACAGUCAACACGGUGGGAGAUUUCUGGAGGAUGGUGUGGCAGGAACGCUGUCCUAUAAUCGUUAUGAUCACUAACCUAGAGGAGAAGAAUGAGAAAUGUGCAGAGUACUGGCCUGAGGACUCUGUGUCCCAUGAGGGCAUCCUGAUCACGGUUGUCACGGUAACCCAGGAGGACGACUACAGCCUGAGGGUCUUCAGUCUGAAGUGUAAUGGAGAGGAGCGCAGCCUCAGGCAGUACUGGUACACCUCCUGGCCUGACCAGAAGACCCCAGACAAAGCCCCGCCCCUCCUGGAGCUGGUACAGGAAGUGGAGCAGGCAAGAGAGGAAGCUCUGCUCACCAGCGGCCCUGUCAUCGUCCACUGCAGUGCUGGGAUAGGUCGGACAGGUUGUUUCAUCGCCACCUCCAUCCUGUGUAAACAGCUGAGGAGUGAGGGUGUGGUCGACAUACUGAGGACUACCUGCCAGCUCCGCCUCGACAGAGGCGGGAUGAUCCAGACGGGUGAGCAGUACCAGUUUGUGCACCACGUCCUCAGCCUGUACGAGAAGCAGCUGUCCCACACUGCAGAGGAGUAGAGCACGACACCUGUACCUCCAUUUUAAUGUCACCCUUUAACGCACAGACACAACAACAUCCUGCCCCCUUCCAUUUCAGAGGCCCACAUACGAAAACCCCAAUCUUGAUUUGAGAACUUUGCUUAUAAGGCAAGACGGAAACUGCUGAGGUUUCAUUAUGCUGCCAGAAAUGAUUUGAAAUAAAACAACUGCUAUGAAUUAAAACUAUUUUACUGAUUUGCUUUGCGGACGAUGCUCUAAAAGGAGUGAUGAUGAAACGUUCUGUCACUUCUAACUCAAACAUUUGUUUUCACACUUGCCAGAGGUCUACCCAGGAUAUCUGAUCCUGUGCACCCUAUCAAGUGCCAGUUAACCCUGGAUUGUUCAGAUUCCUCCAGAUCAGAAAAUGUCCAGCCAAACAGUGAUGUUAAACACAGUGAGGGGUCACAUGUUCGUCUGAAACGUAAUCAUACCAAACUAUCCCCUGUGAGCAGGAUGAAAAGACAUGCUCACUGGGUCUCUUUACGUUAAAACAGUACAGCAGGCCUUUCAAACUCCUGGUGCAGUCACCUCAUCUUCAGGUUGCACGGUGCUCCGUGCUCAUUACCAUUGACUGAGCCAUGUACCAUAGAGGAAUGUAACCAUUAGGUAACUAGGCAUUGUGUGCAGUCCCUACAGUAUUACAGUGUCAUGUGUAUGUGCAGUCAGUCCGUCAUCAUCAUGACCUCACACAGAGGCAUCAUGUGACCACCGAGACUGAGGGGGUGUGUGCAUGUCUCAUCUCCUAGGUUCACACAUGAGCUGUUAGGACCGUCACAUAGUGGAAGAAUCCAGAGAUAGAGGAGUAGCAAAACUUGCCCCUGUUCUUUUUUUUAAAGGUGUAACAUAGCCUGGGUGCCAGUCUGCAUCGGCUCGGUGACAACCUCGUAUGGUAUUGUCAUGCCUUUAUCAUAACAAUGGAGUCAGAAAAAGCACAAACAGGUCUGGGACCAGGAUAGGAGUAAAUCAGAUAGGAGCAGAAAAGGACAAAUGUAAAGGUUGCGAGAAGAAACAACACUUCAAACUGGAGUUUAUCUUAACUCUAUUUGAUGGUUUUGCUUUCUUUCUUAGUUGUUAUUUCCCCUCUCACAAAGGAUGCAUGCUGGGAAAACCUGACCCCCCCCUAACCCUUCCCAUCAGUGCUCCGUCAGUGGUGUUGGGAUGGUGACACAUCUUCUCUCAACAGUAGCCUAAACACAUGCGUGACGUUAGCUGCCCAUGAUUGUUGUAUAGAUAGGCCAAGCCUAAUCCGUAUGAAGCACAAUAGACCAACUAUGGUUGUGUCUCUGAUGUUCAGCUGUAAAUGUUAUUUUCUGUAUCGUGUUUUGACUGUGUUGACUUAAAUGGAUUGCAUGUGCUGUAUGGGACUCUCGUAAGUCCACAAUCAAAGCGAAGUGAUUGGUUGUCCAGCUUUCCGUUGUGUAAGCGUUCUCCUAUUAUGUUGCAAUGCUUUUGAUACAGUUUGCUUUUGUGAAACCAACCAGAGAUAUUUUUAGAACAUUUUGAUACAAUCCUUUCGAGUAGAUGCCUUGUGUAUAUUACCAUUUACACCACAAUGGAAUGUAGCUCAUACUGUGGUCAAACCAUUGGUUUAUAUUGCAAGAUUUGACAGAUAAAAAAAAAAAAAAAUGUGACAACUAACUAAGUUACCUUACAACAACAACAAACACUGAUUAUGUUUUGUCUACAGUAUUACUUUGAUGCCUCUAGGCUUUGCUUUAAUAUGCUUUGCUUUACGUGUCCAAGAUUUUAUCUUGUUUUCACAGAGUCCUUAAACAUUCCCCAUAUUCAAUUUAAUGACAUAAGGAAAAUCACACUGGGGUUUCACUCUAAAUGUUCACGCUGUAGCUAGGACAUUUGUGGAGUGUGGUUUCUCUUCCAUGCCAAUGUCCAUGAGACGAACAGCUCGCAGCCAGGGUUUAGAUGUGGUUAACACCUCCGAUACUUACUAUUCUGACCUACAGUGUGGUUUCUCUGGUGUGUAACUGAUUGAAUUGGGGCCUGUGACUCUUGGCCAGACUGGCUUUACAACAACAUGAGAAAUAAUAUGAGCUACGUGUAUGGCAGCUAAAACAAUGAUUAAGAGUCGUAUGUAAGAAAUCUCGGACAACUUUCAUCUUGAUUGAAUACAACUGGUCAAUUACAGCGAACAUCACCAGGAGACAAUCUCCUUGUUUUGGUUUGAAAGGCAUCUCAAGAAGUCAGCACUAGUAUUUCAUCCUCUGCUUUGAAACUGACAAAAUGUUGAGUUUUGAAGAUGGAAAAUAGCUGAAACUUGGAGAAGCUGGAAAUUAAACUGUGAAAUCCUUUCUUGAUAACACUUAUUGCAAUUGAUCCAACAGCUACACUUUGAGUGGUUGUUUUCUGUGCUGACCGGGUCUCAUUCCCGUGAUGUAAAAGAAGAAAGGUCAAAUUGAAAUAGCCAAUCCAGUGAGCAAAAUCGGUUGAAUAGACGUGGAAAAUAUGUCUCUUUGGAUGAAGAUGUUGAAAUUACAUCUUUUGGGUUGAAAAGAUGCUGAAAAUACAUAUUUUUGGUUGAAAAUAUAUUACAAACACAUUUUUGGGGGAUGAAAAUAUGUUGAAAGGUGUCCUUUUGGUUGAAAAUAGGAUGUAAAGACAGUUUUCGACCAGUUCUGCUCACUGGGAAAAUAUCAGACAUACUCGAACCAACCAGCAAACAACCUACUCCUCUCCUCUGCUACUGCAGUAUUGCUUUAAGUUGUGAGUUUUUGCAUCCAAAUAAAAGUCGAUU